UUUUCAUAUUAUUAAACAGUUUUUUGUUAUUGUAUUAGAAUUUAUUCAACUAUUUUGUUAAUUUUUAGUAUUAAAAUAUUUAUAGUAAGAUAAAGACCAAUUUGUAAAUCAGUUGAAAUAUUCAUUCUGAAAUUAAUAUCGUAGUUAAUUUCUUGCUAAUUUAGAAAAUGUUAUGAUUCGUACAAAACUUCAAACCAAACUUAAAACUUACGUUUGUAUCAAAAGUAAUAGCAAAUGAAUGUUUUUUACAAUUGUGAUUACAUAAGAUAUUCUCGCGUGACGGUUAUAUCUAAAAAUGCACUAUAAUCGUACAUUCUAUAACCAAACAUAAGUUGUAAACAGAAUAUUUUGCGCACAAGAAAGGUUUUAUAUUAAAUCAAACAAUAUUUUUAAUAAUUUAAACGAUAUAAAUUUACGUUGUAAAUGUAAUGAUAUUUAGAAUGCUAUAAUGUGAAUUAAAAAAAAAUAAUUCCCGAAUGCUUUUAAUGUAUUCGAAGAAACUUGUUUACAGAAUCAUAAUUACAUAAUGGUAUUACACGAAGUAGUCAGAGACGUGCAAAGUUGGCUCAUGGGUUUUUUUAUCUCUUAUUCCCACUAUAUCAGAAUAUUCCAAUUAUACUUAUUAUUAUCACAUUAUCAUACCACGAUAUUACUGUGUAUCAUUACGAAUAAAAGAUUUGUAUGUAUAUAGCUCAUUGAAUUAUACACCUGAACGAUGAAAAAAUUGUCUAGUGAUAUAUUUAAUGAAAUACGAAACAAUAUUACCAUUACGAAAAGAGAAUAUGAUUAUACUGGGUCAAAAGUUACUCUUGAUUAUAACGAAAAUGAAUCUUUUGUUGAUAUAUCAAAUUAAAUGUCAGCAUAGAGCAAUUACAGAGAAGCGUUAUAUCCUAAGUUAACUUUUGAACUUUUGAAUAAAUCUGUCGUCAAUGUAUGAAUGAUGUACAGGAGACAAGGCAUAAUUCCAUUUUAAUUAUUAAAUUUAACAAGUAAUAAAUUAUGUGCUUAAAACAUUCUUAAGAUGACGAUACUAAGGAUUAUAAUUUAUUAUCUAAAGUUGCGAUCAUGAGAAAAAAAUACUCUCUUCUUGUUAAUGAUUAUUUUAUAGUUUUAUAAAUAUCAUAAGACAUUUUUUACAAAUGUAUAUAAUUAAUUUAAUGAAGUGGACCAUUGAUAGCUACAUUUCUGCAUUAUCGACUUUGUAACGCCUUCAAUUCAGUAUUUUGUAAUAUUCUUGCACAUUUAUAUUUUACUUCUUGCUUUACUCACUUUUAAGUGUAAGGUAAAACCUGUAGAGGAUUCUUAUGUGCAAGUAUAAACUUGUCACUGUGCAGUGUAUAUAUAUAGAGAUACACAAAACUAAUACUAUCUUGUGAAAAACAAUAAUAUUUUUUCUUUAUAUAUUUAUAGUAGCGUAAUUUUGUUGUGUUCUUUCAACUGCAAUGGAAUUGAUUAAAACCGGUAGAAUUUUAUGCUAUAACUUAAUAGUAUAGAAUUCUACCUGCUAUAAUUUAUAUAGUAGUCGCGAUCGAUUGAUUUCGUAUCAAUAAAAAGAUUGAUUUCGCAUUAAUAAAAAGUACGUUUUCUUUUCAUCUACUUCAUGUUAUUCUUGCUUCAAAUAUUCUAUUGUAUAGAGAAAAGUACUAUUAUAUGAGAAUUUUGUUAUGUCAAAGGUGCACAUAUUUUCAUAGGCAUACGAACAAAUAGAUGAUUGUUUUUCCUUCUGGAAAAGUAUGAUUUUUACUUCAAUAUUUUAAUAACAAUUAUACUAAAUUUCUACUUUGUUGUGACUUCUAAUUCCUAUAAUUUAUAUAAAUAUUUAAAUAUUUUUUAGCAGUAUUUUCCUGAUUCAUUGUCAUAUUUCAAAUAUAUGAAUGUUCUCAACUGAUAAUCAUAUUUUUUUAUAAGAUAGAAUAACGUUUAUGAAAAGAGUAUCUUUCCUUAUCGAUGUAAAAUCCAAUGAUACGUUAUUAACCUAACAUUAUGUGAACAAACUUGAAUCCAGUGCAUUUGAUUAUAACUUAUAUUGUAUAAUUUAUUUUUCGAGAAAAAUAUACAUUUCAACAAUAUGGCAACUUUAGAUGUAAAAAAAUUGAAAAUUACAGAAAGACCAUUACAUGUACCAAGUCUUCAUGAAAUAAAAAAUGUUUUAGAAGAAGGAUUAUCUACAAAUUUUGCAGAAGUCAAAGUAGAAGUUGUAGAUUGUCCAGAUUUAACACAGAAACCAUUUUUACUUUCUGCUUCAGGAUUAAGUGGCAACCCUACGAUUCUUGAAUUCGGAGGUCCAUCUUAUCUAUUGCCUCUUGUUCAAAGAGAUAAGAUAUAUGACAUUCGUCAGUUUCUAGAACACUUAAACUAUUCUGAUAAGGCUUUUGUUAUUGGUGCAGGUGCUGGACCAUGGCCAUAUUUAAAUUGCAACUGUGAAUUAAUGAUGAAUUUAGUAAUUUCAUCAUCUGAAAUAAAGAAUGAAACACGUAUUGCUUCAGUUGAUAAGUCGAGUGAAAAAUGUACACUUGAAAUAUUAAAUGGCAAUGAAACACGACUUGCAUUGUUAGCAAAUCUGUUUGUAAGUCAAGGUGAAACAGGAUCCGUUUUAAAAGUGCAUGUUAAAAAGCGCAUUGGAGAGGAUGAUUUUGUAGCCUCUAUGCAAAAAGCACUUGCACACCAUUACGAAAAUAAACUUGUUGGCAUUGGUGGAACAUUUUUAAUUAACAAAGGAAAAGUAAAACAGCAUGUAAUGCAAGAUUUUUCUACUAAAUCAUUAAAUAAUGUACAGCAACUAAAUGAUUGGUUACGUUUUUAUAAUAUGUCAACUCCUCUUGUUGCUGUUGGAACAUUUGUGAGUUCAGAAACAGAUUUAGAUCUGAGAGUACAACAUUUUCACAGUUUCUCACACCAUGGUGAAGGAGGACAUUAUCAUAUUGAUACUACUCCUGAGACUAUAGAAUAUUUGGGAUAUUUUAAUUUAGGAAACAAUUUAUACCGUAUCGAUCAACCAGAUAAAAGUUUAAAAUUUGGAAAGGACUAACUUAUUAUAUGCAUAUAAACUAUUGGUUUGCUCAAUAAGAGUAAUAUCAAAAUAUUUAAUAUAAAAUACUACUGCUUUUUAUUUAGAUAUAAAAUACGAAAAUACGGAAAAUUUUGAUAUUACUUAUUAAUUAAUCCAACAUUUACAUAGUUUUAUUAUACAUAUAUAUAUACAUACUCACACACGCGCACAGAGAGACACCCACACACAUGUAUAUAUAUAUAUGUAUGUUUGUAUGAGAACUGUACAGGUGAUAUAACUAUACUUAUUGA
Vespa velutina is the source of this 3300-nucleotide messenger RNA. Its product is annotated as ester hydrolase C11orf54 homolog. The transcript has 7 exons. NCBI's taxonomy places the organism in Eukaryota, Metazoa, Arthropoda, Insecta, Hymenoptera, Vespidae. Gene Ontology annotation, molecular function: zinc ion binding; hydrolase activity, acting on ester bonds. The record is from RefSeq and is a predicted model, not a curated record. The coding region runs from base 2069 to 3028 and encodes 319 amino acids. Gene Ontology annotation, cellular component: nucleus.